Molecule: messenger RNA, 1472 nt
Organism: Clarias gariepinus (North African catfish)
Lineage: Eukaryota; Metazoa; Chordata; Actinopteri; Siluriformes; Clariidae
Gene: igbp1
Product: immunoglobulin (CD79A) binding protein 1
Exons: 6
Coding region: 42-1091 (349 amino acids)
Biological process (GO): regulation of signal transduction; regulation of dephosphorylation
Cellular component (GO): cytosol
Molecular function (GO): protein phosphatase 2A binding
Source: RefSeq, a predicted model, not a curated record
ACGGAAGCCGAAUUGGAGCAGAAGCAGCGCGAGAGCUAAACAUGGCGUGUGCAGAGGAGCGCGAACAGACCCCCGGAGCCCCGCCGCCCAGACUGGCGGAUUUAUUAGAGUCGGGCUGGAAGCUGUACGAGGAGCUGGAGAGGAGCGACGAGCCCACAAACUCCGACUCUGUACAGGUGAAGAUAAAGCGCGGGGUUAAACAGCUGGAGGAGGCGGCGGGGAUGGUGUCUCAGAUCGACCUCUUCAGCCGUAACGAGGAGCUGGACGAGAUCUCCACAGCGGACCUGAAGUUCCUGUUGUUACCCGCGCUCCUGGCGGCGCUGCUGAUGAAGCAGGUGGGCGUGGCUCAGCGGCUGGAGCGUGUGCAGACGGCGCGCGCUCACCUCAUGAACUUCCUCAGGCGCUGUAAAGAUUACAACAUCAGCUCGUUCCACAUGCCCCGAGACGCCCAGGGCGCGCAGGAGGAGACGGCGUCAGGGGCGGAGACGGACACAGCCAGCCCCGCCCACCAAGCCCAGCCUGACCUCAUCGCCAUGGCAACACAGAGACAGGCCAAAAUCGAGAGGUAUAAGCAGCAGAAGCAGACGGAGCAGAAGCUGGCAGAGCUCAGAGCGCUGCUGGACGGAGGCUCUGUGGACGAGGAGGUGACGCGGGAGUUUUAUCUGUUACAGGUGCGCCGGUGGAUCACGCUCGCUCUGGAGGAAGUCGAGUCCAUCGACCAGGAAGUGCAGAUCCUCAGGAUGAUGCCCGCUCUCAAUCAGGCUCCAGUUCAGAAGCCGAGGCGAGCACCAAUGAAGCCCUUCAUCCUCACUAAAGACGCAGCACAGGCCAAAGUGUUUGGUGCAGGGUAUCCCAGUCUUGCCACCAUGACAGUAAAUGACUGGUAUGAACAGCACAGAAGGAGAGGCUGUUUACCUGACCAGGGCAUCCCUCAGAGCACAGCAGGUGUGGAUGCAGAGGAGCGAGAAAAAGAAGAGAAGGAGAGGAAAGAGGAAGAGGAUGAUGAAGAAGCUUUACAGAAGGCCAGAGACUGGGAUAACUGGAAAGAUACACACCGCCGAGGAUACGGCAACCGCCAGAACAUGGGCUAGAACACACACACACACACACACACACACGUGCGCAGUAGAGACACUAUCUGGAGCAACUUAUACACAAUCACUCAAUUACGAAAUAAAACUUUAAUUUGGUUCCUGUGUGUGUGUGUGUGUGUGUGUGAGAGAGAGAGAGAGCAGUUUAGUUUCCUCUAAACCCAGGUGGAUCAUUAGGUAGUGUAACCUCCUCAUCCUGAGAGACAACAUGGACUCGUCCAGCCCCGCCCCCUCAUUAAUAUUACACAGUGGCUCAGAAUAUAAACGAGUAUGCCUGUUAGAGCCCGCCCCCGCGGCGAGGCUGAGAUGCCGUUUGUAAUGCAGUGUUAUGUGACUAAUGAACUAGUGUACAUAUGGAAUAAAGAAACUCUUUUCAUUCAA